AUGAUAUCCCUCAACACCAUCGCCAAACCCUCGCCGCCUCACCUCCGCCCCAAAAAACCCCUCAGGAGGCCGCCCAAAAUCCUAGCAGCCGCCGCCCCAAUCCGCGCCUUCCUCCAGUACAACCGCAAGCCAGAGCUAUCCGGCGAGACCCCCCGCGUCGUGGUCAUCACCUCCGGCAAGGGCGGCGUCGGCAAGACCACCACCACCGCCAACAUUGGCCUCUCCCUCGCGCGCCUCGGCUUCUCCGCCGUCGCCAUCGACGCUGACGUCGGUCUCCGCAACCUAGACCUCCUCCUCGGCCUCGAGAACCGCGUCAACUACACCGUCGUCGAGGUCCUCAACGGCGACUGCCGCCUCGACCAGGCCCUCGUCCGCGACAAGCGCUGGUCCAACUUCGAGCUCCUCUGCAUCUCCAAACCCCGCUCCAAGCUUCCCCUAGGGUUUGGAGGGAAAGCCCUAAUCUGGCUGGUCGAUGCUCUGAAAAACCGCCAGGAAGGCCCGCCGGAUUUCAUCCUAAUUGACUGCCCAGCCGGAAUUGAUGCAGGAUUCAUCACCGCCAUAACCCCGGCCAACGAGGCGGUUCUUGUCACUACCCCGGAUAUCACGAGCCUUCGGGAUGCGGAUAGGGUAACCGGAUUGCUCGAAUGUGAUGGGAUUCGGGAUAUUAAGAUGAUUGUGAACCGGGUGAGAACUGAUAUGAUUAAAGGAGAGGACAUGAUGUCGGUGUUGGACGUGCAGGAAAUGCUUGGGCUGCCAUUGUUGGGCGUGAUUCCUGAAGAUUCUGAGGUGAUCAGGAGCACGAACAGAGGUUAUCCUUUGGUUCUGAACAAGCCACCGGCCCUGGCGGGGCUUGCUUUUGAGCAGGCGGCCUGGCGGCUGGUCGAGCAGGAUACCAUGAAGGCUGUCAUGGUGGAGGAGGAGCCCAAGAAAAAAGGGUUUUUCUCGUUUUUCGGAGGGAACUCGGAGGAAAAAUGUUGUAAUGAGACUCCUUCACAGGGUGGAAAGCACAAGUUUGUAGUCUGCUCAAUUCUAAUACUGGUCGAGACAAUUCUAAUACUGGCCGAGACGUUAAAUUCAUCCAGCUACAUGACGCAUGACUCGAAAGUUGAGUCUGGUUCAAGAUUUGAGGACCUUAUAGUGACAAAAUUGGACAUGGAGGCUCUACAUUUUCCAUACAGGGCCUAG
Molecule: messenger RNA, 1185 nt
Organism: Striga hermonthica
Lineage: Eukaryota; Viridiplantae; Streptophyta; Magnoliopsida; Lamiales; Orobanchaceae
Source: the annotation of a GenBank genome assembly